AUGGCCAUCAAGCCACAUCAGGCUAGCUGCAGUUGGCCAACGACGCAUCGGCUUUCACUCCAACACGCAUCCGCCCGUCAAUUUGAACAACAGCGGCUGGAUCGAAUCCGCCUUGCCUUGCGUCUGGCUGGACCUACAAGCUACCUACCUCAUGUGAAGCGCCUCAGGGACCGGUCGCGCUUGUACGCCAUUCCUGAGGAGUCCAUCACUUCGGUGGGGUGGUUGCAUUAUUUACAACUUAAGUCUCGAGGCGGCACUGAGCCGUAUAUCUCAUACAAACUGGCGAUAGCCUGCCAACCCCUCCCCAACACAGUCGAUUUCCGCGGUAGAAUGGAGCAACACGAGGAUAUUCCGUGGCACCGAAAGUCAAAUCACGAGGCAUACAACAUCCGUCGAAAACCUGUCGCACCAAAUACCUUCAGCUACGAGUCCAUGUACCUAGAGACAUCGAGUGGUGCGGCCACUAACCAUGGCAUAUGGAGGCCUCGCGAAGAGACAAAUGCCAGUACGAAUGGCUUGCUGGAGACUAGGGCGAACGCAAAAAUCGCUGCCAACGACAAAGAGAACAACAUCAAAGAAUGUGCGGGUCGAGCACCUUCAUGGCGCCCGGCUUGGCUACGUCCACUUGUGCUAGCACUGUUUGCCAGCCUCUUCGUCUUUCUCUCUAUGGCGCUGGCUGCGAUGCUGUGGUACUCAAAUACGAACAAUGGACUUUUCGAAAGUCGUCAGAGUUUAUUACACACUUAUCUGUGGCGAUUUGUGCCGACUGCAUUUCUCACGAUUUUGACCAUCUUCUGGGCCAGAGUCGAGCUACAAGCUAUGAUGUAUAUGCCUUGGAUCUCUCCACGAUCGGGUUUCUCGCCCGGAGAAAGGGAUCUAGCACUCGACUACACCACGAUGUUUCUACCUCUCGUUUUCCCCCGGUCAUUCCGUCAGAAGCACUAUCUUGUUUUUAUGGUUGCUUCAAUCUCUACCCUUCUCAAGGCCCAAGUUAUCCUAGUUCCUGGAUUAUACAGCCUCGUGGAACUCCAGAUUAUAAGUCCUGUCGAAAUCUUCUUGCAAGAUACUUUUGACUUGAACCUGAUUACGGACGCUACCUACGCAUUAGACCCGACUCCCUACUACCUGGCACGGGCACAAAACGACUUCGACGUGGUCCAACCCUACGGGGUCGCGGAAGGGUUUGCGUAUCAAACGUUUUUCACCGGGAACGAUCUUGGUCGAGGAACUGUCGCCAACCCAGUAACGGCCACCGUAGAUGGGAUUUUUACAGAUACCGAAUGCCUCAAGUUGAGCUCAUACUCUAUUGUUGAGCAGCACAACAUCGACAACAUUGAGGGCAGGGGUUACCCAGAAAUGAAUUUCACCGUGGCGCUUCAGUUUGAUGGAUGCGAAGAACCAAUACUCUUCGUACACAAUUGGGCCUGGCAGGAGCCUGAAUUAGGACCCUACACAGAUUGGGUCAUGGAAGGGGACCAAAAAGUCCAACGACCCUGUUCUGGAUUGCCUCUGCAAGCGCCAGCUUUCAUAUACUACAACGGGGCUUUCACUCUGGAGGGCGACGAGAGCUCGCCUCUAGCAGAGUAUCACUCAGCGGCGGGUGUCAUCUGCGAGCCGCAUGCUUGGCUGUCGAAAGUUCGGGUCACCGACGAUGGAGUGAAGCCGAAAGUGAUGGCAGUCUCCGACGAGCGACAAAUUUUGUCCACGCCAAAUAUUUGGACAAUGAUUAACAUGUCGCUCCCGACCGGUGUCCGCUGGACCGGUCGAAUACUUGCGGACUUAGGUCCAGUCAGUGUUGAUCUUGACUUCAGGGGAUACACGAGGGCCGACUGGCCAAAAAAUAUAACGACCGACAUGUUGCAAGGCUCAGCCCAAAACCUUACACAUCGUCUUGCACCCUUUGUAAACCACCGCCGCGUUCGACAAAAGAAGAGUUCCACAGGAAGUGGUACAUUGCUGCAGCAUGUCGUCCGCCUUACCGUCAACCCCAAGAUUUGCCUCUCAAUGAUUGUGCUCUUCGUUCUCAGCGCUGGUAUCACUGCAUUCCUACUUUGGCAUUACUACCGGGACACCUCGAUCUGGCAUCGCGAUCCGGCGACGCUCCUCGGGAAUUCAAUGUUUCUCAGUGCUCACCCCGACCUUACAUGCCGGGCUGCAGAGAUCAACGGCGUAGCGUCAGGAUGGCACCACGGCGCCUUUACGCCCUUGGUAUUGAAAACGAUACCUCGUGUGGUAUUUUGCAUCUUUACCAUACUGCUGGCGGGUAGUCUCAUUCUCACCCUCCGACAUUCCGAGACAUCGGAUGGACUUGCAACCAUUGGCGAAGACGGCUAUUUGCACCUGAUGUGGACCUCUUUUCCAGCUACCAUAGCGCUCGGGGUGUCUCUCUACAUUAGCUCUUGCGAUUGGUCGUAUCGUGAUCUUGCGACUAUAUACCAUCUCUCCAGAGCUACAUGCACUUCUUCCGACCUCGAUCGCUCUCUAUUGGAUAUGCUGGGGUUUCGCGCGCUAUUCUACUCUUUCCGUUACCGUCUCUGGUCUGUCACAUUCUCUCAAAGCCUCGCCCUCGUUUGCGGGCUACUCACAUCCCUUGUCUCCAUCAUCUUCACACUCGAAGUCAUCCCGGGGUCGACACCAACUCAAUUCCAACAGCAGACUUGGUUUCAAUUAUGGCCCGAAAAAUGGGACCAAGCCUACGAGAUGAAACAAAAAACGUUCAGCAGUCUUUGGACUCUUCAGGAAGACACCAAGUUGACAUAUCCGAAAAACACAUUCGACGAUCUUGUGUUCCACGAUUUCGAGAGCAUCAACAACCUCGACCCGUCCAAAAACAUUUCAGUCGCAAUCACAACACCAGCUAGGAAGGUCGAAUUUCAGUGCACCCGUAUGAGCGAGGAAAGGUACCACCUCAGCCAUCAUAAGCUCGUUUCCACUGGCCAGCUCACGCGCUUCUACGGCACCAUAGGCGUCGAUUUCGAGUGUCCCGAAAGGGGCACAACUUUUACAAGUAGAGGGGAACUCGACCUCGGUGAAAAUGACCAAGCCCAUCUGUUUCAACCCAGAUACUUUUCAAGCAGACUUUCGUAUGUAUCGAACCCAUGCGAUCCUUCCUUGAACACGCAGACAAACUAUACGACGGCUCUGUACCCGACAUUUGUGUGGGGACAGUUCGACCCAGUUCUGGACGACUAUACCUUUGUUACUGUGUAUCAUUGCGAACAAUUUUGGGUCGAAGUCGACACGGAAAUCAAUCUAGUCUUUUCCGACGGCCAUCUAGCCAUCGACACGGAAAGGCCACCACGACCAGAUAUGUCGACCAUGAGGCCCUUGGACCCCCCUCUUGAUAUGCCUCCUUGGCCGUUCAUGGCGCCAGAUGCCGGCAUCGCUGAUGAACCGAGUGCAGCAUUCGGGGAUCCGGAACAGGAGAAGGAUGUACUGCAGUACUGGUUACACAACUACACGCGCAGCGCAGCGCAACUCGCCAACGUCAUGAACCGCAAGCCCAUCAGCGCCCAAGGCGGACCUUCACCGGCCCCGAUUAUAAACGCGACCGUAUGGGACAAUGGCCGCCGUCGGCUGGUACAGAACCCAACCAUCACGUAUGUCGUGGUAGGGAUCCUGGGAGGCGUCAUCCUAUUCAACAUCUGGACGCUGACGUCGGCCUUGAUUCGACGCUGCGGCGGCGGGGAUAGCUGGCUGCUGGACAUGGAUGCGAGGGGCCUGGCGCCGGACGGGUUCCACAGCAUUGCCGCGGCGGCGGGCCUGCUGCGCAACUCGAACGUCGCGGCGCAUCUGCCGCCUGGUGCCGAAAUGAUGUCUUUGGCUGAGUUGCACGGGCGCAUGACUGGUAUAGGCUUCCGGCUGGGAUGGUUCCGGAGGGAAUGUGAUCAGACGAGGCAUUACACUGUUGGUGUGAUGGGCGAUCCGGAGUUUAAUUACAUGGGUGUCAGAAGGAGUUCGAAGAGGGCCUUUGAGGGGGUUUCCAGCAAGGAGAGUGUAGCAACAUGA
Messenger RNA from Colletotrichum godetiae, 4008 nucleotides. RefSeq lists its product as uncharacterized. Bases 1 to 4008 code for a protein of 1335 amino acids. The transcript has 5 exons. Lineage: Eukaryota; Fungi; Ascomycota; Sordariomycetes; Glomerellales; Glomerellaceae. The record is from RefSeq and is a predicted model, not a curated record.